Messenger RNA from Symbiodinium natans, 1062 nucleotides. The record is from the annotation of a GenBank genome assembly. Lineage: Eukaryota; Dinophyceae; Suessiales; Symbiodiniaceae.
AUGUGCGGACUGCAAAGGAUAGUUCCGCUGGACGGAUAUCGCCAAUUUGGACGUGUUGUGAAUGACUUGACGCAGCAGCAGAUCUACGGCUGCAAACCUUUUGCCGGGACGUGGCCUACUUGGACAGAAGCGGCAGAGCGCCUGAUCUACAUCGCCCACAACAUGCUCCGGCUCGACUUCGGCUCCUUGCCCGGCUUCGGCGCCGCGACGGCGGUGUUCAACGCCUCCCGCGUGCAGGACAUGGUCCUCAUCGCUCCGCACGACACAGGUCAAUACGGCAUGGGGUGCCUGAAGGAGGGCAUCCCAGGAAACUUCACGACGCCCCCGCUGAACUGCUCUUCCUGGCCAGGACAAGCCUUGGGCACGCUGGACCACUUGGAUCACUUAAUCCUGCCGAACCUCUACAUGGCCUACAACACUUCGGCGCCUCUUCCCUUCAACAUGAGCGGCAAUCGCUCAGUGCGGGAUGCUGUCCAGACGCUCUUCCAGCGUUCGGCGCUGUCCAAGGCAGCGUACCAGGAUGUGCCGCCUUUGGAUUUCUGGUCUUCUUUCCAGUAUCUCGAGGCCAAUCUGCUUGGGAACCCCCCGCUCCCCGACUCGGUGAAGUACCUCAUUGGCAACUUCCAAGUUGUUUUCGGCACCCCCGAGGGUCGGGCGCUGCAGCGGCUUGCCGCAGACCGCUCCUGGCCUCUCUUCUGGGCAGUCGGAAGCUACGUACCUGCCCAGCCAGAGAAGAUGGUCAAGAUGACCAUGGCUUCCAACCGGCGCUUCGCAGACCCGGCGAACGCCGGCAACUUCACCGACGCCGCUCUGCCCGCCGGGGCUGUGGCCGCGUUCGAGGAGGUUUGGGCGAAGGUGGAGGAGGAGCGCUCCUCCCGGAACCUCACGGAGGCGGACGUGGCGGAAGCGUGGUCCCUGCUGGCCCCGCAGCAGGUGCGCGUGGCGCCACUGACCGCUGAGGCUUGUGGGGAUCACUGCGUUGCCUUGGAUGUGCGGGGGGCCUGCGUCUGUCGCAAGGUGGGCGAUGCCCCUCCCAUGCCUGAGCUUGCCCUGGUGAUCUAA